Brassica rapa (field mustard) is the source of this 1918-nucleotide messenger RNA. RefSeq names its product defensin-like protein 278. NCBI's taxonomy places the organism in Eukaryota, Viridiplantae, Streptophyta, Magnoliopsida, Brassicales, Brassicaceae. The record is from RefSeq and is a predicted model, not a curated record.
UCAAUGGAAAACACACACAAAAUUUUACAAGUCUUUAUUAUUUGCAAGUUAAAACCUUUUAAGAUCUAAUUAAAGUGAAAGAAACAUGAAAAGCUCCUUCACAUUCACCAUCUUAUUUUUUGUUCUUCUCCUUACCUCCUCCUGUGUGGUGAUGAGUGCGAGGAUGCAAGAAAUAAGCCCAAACGAUAGAUUGAUACCUAUAACAUGCAACACCAAUCAAGAUUGUGCUAAGUAUUGCAAAGGUCCCAUUCUCAAGUGCACAUAUCAUACUUGUGAAUGCGUACCCGGAAACCCUAGAUGUUGCUAGAAAUAUCCUCUACACAUAAUCUUAAACAUUGGUGUUUAAACUUCGUUUAUCUUUUCAUUGGAGUUUCUACCCAAAAAUAAAUAAAAUUAUGUUUUUUUUUCUGUUGAAAAUGUUUUGAACCAACGGUCUAACCGUUUUUUUUUUUGUGAUUGCAUUUGCAAGAACGCAAAAUUGCUACAUAACUAAACCAGAAAUAGAUGUUAGCGGUUUGUAAAUAAUAAGAUAGAUGACAUAAAAAAAGCCAAACUGGACAAAUAAAAUCUCAGCAGCAUAAGAUAUGACAUUGGACGCUAAAUAAUCACUUCAUUUGAAAUUAGGAAGAAUCAUUUUAGAAAAUUUUCAUACAAAUUAAAAAUUGCUAAAAAAUCAUAUCCAACUGAGUACUUACUAAUACAAAUAUCUAUGAUAUUUUCCCUUAUUAGCAAGCUGAACGAACAUGGCUGCAUAGUUUUUGGUACGUUGUACGUACUACGUAUAUAUGCACAUAAAGGACGGAGGACCAAGAGUUUUUUUCUAAUAUGGAUUAGACAUUUUCUUGUUACCGCUAAACAAGCCGUCGAGCGUGAACUAUUGGUUGAAGAAGACUAAUUGCUUCCUUUUAAAGAAUGCAUAGACGACGGCAACUGCAUUGUAGCAGCGAAAUGACGUUUGAAAUCUCGGUUCCAUGUUUCUCUCUGAACCUAAAAGCUUGGCUGAUCUUUGCUUUUGUUGGUGUUGUUGUCUUCCGUUUGUGUUCAACGUAACCCAAAUAAACCACCAGAAGAAUAUUGCUCUACAUAUAAUUUUUCAGCAUCUGAUAUGUUCCUUCUGCUUCUUUGAGUUCUUUCUUUGGACCCCCUGAUUGAAGAAACCGUGCCUCUGACUCUGACCCUUGUCAGUUCUGUUUUCUGACAAUGCAAUUGAAAGACAGACUCAAGAAUGGUGUCCCACACCUGAUACAAAAAAAAAAGCCUUCAGUAUCAUGCAUCAUCUUUCACACCAAACAAGCCCAUUUAUCGAACUCCUAUCAAUAUUCAGCAACAGUGUACUUUGCAUAUUCUAAGUUAGAGGUCAGGUACUGGGCCAGGUACUGUUCAUUCAAGGGUCCAUAGCUCAGUGGUAGAGCAUUCGACUGCAGAUCGAGAGGUCACCGGUUCGAACCCGGUUGGGCCCUUUUUCUAGUUUUGUUGUUUACCCUUUCUUUUCAAAAUUUCAGCUCAUGACUUUAUCAUGUGACUGUAGAAGACUAUUUAGCUUCUUAGUGAUUGUAGAAGACUAUGUAUCAUCUUAGUGAUAACUAUGUAUAAACUAUUUUCUCAAAAAAAAAUAUGUAUAAACUAUAUGCUUGUGUUGUGGGGGGUAUGUAUGAAAUAUUCAGAUUUCAAGAAAGAAAAGCCAGGACAGAAACAAGAACAUCUCUGAAUGAUAUGCAAAAUUCAAAAGGUCAUCAAAAGUCAAUAUACAAAGUGCUUUCUUUACAUAUUAUUACAAAACAUUGAUUACAAAACAUGGAACCCAUCAAAGAAAUCCACAAUCACACCAUUCCCAAUAUAUAAUCAAAUCUCCAUCAAAAGAUUCAACACAUGCAAUUUUUUCUUAUGUAUAACAGCGAAAUGUCAUGCCAGUUGAAAA